Messenger RNA from Strongylus vulgaris, 372 nucleotides. The record is from the annotation of a GenBank genome assembly. Lineage: Eukaryota; Metazoa; Nematoda; Chromadorea; Rhabditida; Strongylidae.
CCAGGUCCAGGAGCGUACGUUGGUGGACCAAAAGUUGGCGGGCCAGGAGCGUACGUCGGUGGACCAGCAGUUGCCGCAACAGGAGCAUACGCCGGUGGACCAGCGGUUGUCGGUACAGGAGCUUACGCCGGCGGACCAGGAGUUGUCGGUCCAGCAGCUUACGCUGGUGGACCAGGAGUUGGUGUUGCAAAUGGAGGAGUCUCCUAUGCACCCAGUGGUCCUGUAGCUCAAGCAGACCCUCCUGCUGCGCAAACUUUAGCCGACGCAAAACCCGUGCAAGUUGAGGAGACGCGCAUUGCUGAAGAGUCUCCGUUAGACGAAACACCAGCGCGAGAUCCUGCACGACGACGAAUCAUUUGGCGUCGAACUUAA